This is a messenger RNA of Biomphalaria glabrata, 2560 nucleotides long. RefSeq lists its product as uncharacterized. The coding region runs from base 142 to 1983 and encodes 613 amino acids. Lineage: Eukaryota; Metazoa; Mollusca; Gastropoda; Planorbidae. The record is from RefSeq and is a predicted model, not a curated record. The transcript has a single exon.
AAUACGUCAUCGAUUUCUGCACGUGAACAAGAAGCGUCACAAGCAAACAUUUCCUUCAAUGCUAAAUAAUGGCGAAAACAACGGCAUCGAAAAAGUGUAUGGCUUAAAACUGACUAGAUCUAAAUCUAGCGGCCACGUAAGAUGGACACUAACAAGCUUGACACGGAGGCUGAUGACCACAACACCAACCAGAAUGAAAUGACCAGUCGGGCAAAUCUUUUAGCCGAGCGAUGUCAAGAUCCAACAUUUUUAGCGCCAGUUGAUUCCUCAAGUCCAAACCUAGAGGUAAACUUAGACUUAAAUCUAAAAAUAGAAGCCAGUUACAAUGCUUCAGUACCAUUGAUUACGAUAACUCCUCCAUCGCCUGACAUAUCAAAUCUAUCAGACGAUAGAGACAAUUACGUUUACUAUGAGCAAAUGAGCGCAGAAAGUCAUUCCAGAAAUAUUGAACUAGAUCUUCUGUGCACGCCAGCCCAAGAUUCCACGUUAAAUAUCUCAAGGCCUCAGGCUGGCUGUGAUGUUAGCUGUGGCCUUGACACAAAUAACGAUGAAGAUGUUGAGGUUAUAUGUCGCUACUCGUCCACACCAGUUAUGUCCUCCCGGGACGGCUACAGUUUCGACGACUCUGGAUGCAGCUUGCUGUCGCUAAACAAUGCCAGCCCUAUCGCUUCGGCAGACACGCCUAUGGUAAGCGCCAAUCAGUCGAUGCAACAAGACGUCGCGGAGGACGAGGAAGGGAAGCUUCACCCCAACUGUGAGCACCAGGUCGCCAUGCUAGUUCAUCCACAAUAUCUGUGCCAGCACCCCGGGCAGACGAUUUUGAGACCUGAUUGUCUCCCCUCACCAAACGUCCCUGUGUAUGAUACGGAAAGAAACGUUAAUCAGUGUUCACUUCCGGCUACUCUAAUUCUAACAAGUGGCUGCGCAAACAACACAGGUGUCUAUACAACCUACAUGCCUGGACCUAGCUGUUACAACGAUUACUUUCCCACCCGAGACAGCUCUUGGACGGACUUGAGCUACAGGUCAGACAUUUCCCCCGUGCCGCCACACAUGUCCGUGAGCCAAGCUGACCCUUGCUGCUACCCGAUGAUGGCCGGUGUUGCCGCUGAGACUGAGUACUUUGUGUAUCCGUCCAUCUACGUGUCCAGCGCGGGCCUGAUCUCUGUCCUACUUAGAAAUGACAUGUCAGUGGAGAUGACCGUGGACAGGACCAUCCGUGUGGUCUCCCACAACCACAUGAUGGCCGUAGCCACAGACAGUCGAGGAACGGCGGCAUGCCUCUACCACCCUGCGGUCAAGGUCUUUCAAAUGGGGACCACUACGGACAUCGCAACGCAGAACUUCCGGGCUCGCAUGGGCGGCGGUGAAGCUAUCGUGUUUUCGAACGGGAUCAACUUUUUCAAACUGGAAGACGCGGAGCUCCAGCCCAGCUCCCCGAUCAAGUUUACAGACAUACUUCGAGAUCAGUCCGUCAAUUUGCUCUUUUCCUCGGAGGGCUACGGCGAAUCUCUGGUUGCUAGCUGCAUGCAGGUCGCUGCCCAGGCAGAGUACGCUAACUUACCCAAAGGCGGCGUCAUUGUCCGGAUCAACGGCGUCAAAGUAACGCAGACAGGGGGAGGUGAUGUCACGGUGGUCACUGGGGCCAAGUUUAUCCGCUUGUCCCCACAUUUCGGCACCACUCGGCUCGGAAACCGCUUCGUGGACAUUGAAGUUGAGAAAGACUGGACGGUGAAACUGACCAGAGGCUCUCAUAGUUUUGUUUACUGCAAGAAAAGAGCCAUGGUGUGUAACGGGAAAAUGGAGGCUGGCUUUGACGAAAACAACGGGUUAAAGGUCACCAACCUGCAGCCACGCCACCCUUUACUGGCCGAGCCCGCUGUGGUCAGACGCCCCAUCAGAAAGCCUGCUAGAGUGUCAUCCACUUCAGCGCCCUCUAAGAGGAGACCAGGGCCACAAGGACGCAACCCUAAUAUGAUGUAAUAUCAAGUAUUUGGUAGCUAUUUAUUCACACAUUUUUUGCCUUGUUAGUCAUCUUUUUAUUUCCACGUUAUAAAUAUGUUUGCUAUAGAGAUAUCAAAGAAACGAAGAGUCAUUUUUAAAGAACUUAGUUUAAUCAUCACGAUGAACUAGGGAAAGAGACGUUCAUGAAUGCACAUGACUCAGACUGCUACUGGAUCUACUAUAAAUACUUACAUAGUGUCUUGAUUGCAGAUAAUCCCCCCCCCCUCGCUCUCUCUCUCACGUUUUUCCCCCUAUUCGUAAAUAGAUUUGUUUUAAUUUAUCAAACAGGUAUAUUCUGACUUAAAACAUACUAUUGACAUAGCAAUAAUUUGAUAGAUACGUUGGACCAGACUUGUAGUAACGACUAUUGUAUACAGGAAUAAACUUUACUUCAAUGAUGUACAUAUUAUAUACAACAAACUAAUGACUGCAUUUAUUCAACAAUCAACAGUGACGUCUCAUCACGUGUGCAGACUAUGUAAUUGUCAAUUAGUCCUGAUUAUUAAAAGAUUUAUUAUUAAAUAAAAGUGUUUGAUAAAAGUCUUUAGAAAAAUGA